AUGAGGCACUGCAGCAGCUUCUACAGAGGCCUGGGCUAUGGCCCUGGAGGCUUUGAUGGCCUGGGCUGGGGCUAUGGCUUGGGAGGCUUCGACGGCCUGGGCUGGGGCUACGGCUGUGGACUUGGCAGCUUCCGCAGACUGGGCUAUGGCUGUGGCUUUGGAGGUUUCGGAUACGGCUACCGCCCAUUACGCUACGGAGGAUGCGGAUUCUCCAGCUUCUACUGA
Propithecus coquereli (Coquerel's sifaka) is the source of this 225-nucleotide messenger RNA. Its product is annotated as keratin-associated protein 19-8-like. The coding region runs from base 1 to 225 and encodes 74 amino acids. Lineage: Eukaryota; Metazoa; Chordata; Mammalia; Primates; Indriidae. The transcript has a single exon. The record is from RefSeq and is a predicted model, not a curated record.